AUGAGCAGCAGCGAACCGAAGCCAGGCCAGAAUCUGGCCGGGAGCAAGAGACGCAGUCUCUCCGGUCAGGGAGGCUUGCUGAACAGAAUGUUCGGCAGCUCCAACCCGAAGGACAACAAUAACGUUCCCGUAUCAGCCGUCGAGAUCAGCCAGAGUGACGGCACGCAGAGUAGUCCGAGUGCAUCUCAAAAUCCUAUGGGAGCGGUUGAGGAGAGCAAAGACGAGACUCCAGGUGAUAUGCGAAGUCCCACGAGGACAUCUACCGAUAUGUCGAGCGCCGAGAAGAAACGCAGAAGUAGUGGUGUUGGCCGAGCUCGCGAUUUAUUCAGCAGCGCGAAGCAAUCGUUGCGAGACGGUCUCAGUAACUCAUCGCCUGAGCAGAGCCGUGCGGACAGGACGCCCCAGACGCCUAUGCAGAAGCUGGCGAAGACCGAUCCGGCGCUUGGUGUGCUGCAAGGCUCGGCUAACAACUCUGCUGGCGAGUCUGUACCCGGACCACGAUCCACAUUCCGUGUGGGUGUGACCGAGGACAAGAACAAGAAGUGCCGCCGAACGAUGGAGGACACUCAUGCUUUCCUCUACAACUUCCUGAGCACCCCGGCGCCAUUACUCGGCUCGGAAGCAUCGAAUAAGAACCGCAGCUCUCUUGAGACUGGAUCUGUGCUGUCCAACACUAGCAGUCAGGACGUGGUAGAAACAGACAACGGCUACUUCGCCGUCUUCGACGGACAUGCGGGUACCUUCGCAGCAGAUUGGUGCGGUAAGAAGGUACAUCUCCUGCUGGAAGAGGUCAUCCGCAAACAUCCGAACAGUCCUAUUCCGGAGCUUCUAGAUAUGACCUUUACGUCUGUUGAUCAGCAGCUGGAAAAGUUGCCCCUUAAAAAUAGUGGUUGCACUGCCGCUGUCGCAGUCCUGCGCUGGGAGGACCGGAUACCGAACUCGCAGUCUGCUACAGGGUCAACUGCUAUUGCGCCUGCUGCAGCUGCCGCGGUCGACUCUGAUAAACCUGCUGACGGUUCAGAAGUUGGUGCGACGGAGACAAAGCUUCGUCAAGCUGCGACACGCCAGCGUGUGCUCUACACUGCAAACGUGGGCGACGCACGUAUUGUCUUGUGCCGUAAUGGCAAGGCUUUGCGAUUAUCCUACGACCACAAGGGCAGCGACGAGAAUGAAGGCAAACGAAUUGCUGGCGCGGGUGGCUUGAUCUUGAACAACCGUGUGAACGGCGUGCUUGCGGUAACUCGUGCGCUUGGCGAUGCAUACAUGAAGGAUCUGGUCACUGGGCAUCCUUACACAACUGAGACUGUUAUCCAGCCCGACAUCGAUGAGUUCCUCAUCUUGGCUUGCGAUGGCCUCUGGGAUGUCUGCACGGACCAAGAAGCUGUCGACCUUGUCCGCCAUACACAAGACCCACAGCAUGCGUCGAAACAGCUUGUCGAGCACGCACUGGCCCGCUUUUCCACCGAUAACCUCUCCUGUAUGAUGGUCCGCUUUGACAGCAAAGCAGUGCAGCAGACGGUGGCCCGUGAAGUCGAGCCCAUCGGUGUCGAAGGCGACCCAGCGACAAAGAGGGGUGGAGUCAGUGAAGCUGAGGCUCUCGUGGCUGAAAGUCAGCACCAGCUUGAAGCUAGCGGAGAGAAGCUUGACCAUAUCCCGACCAAGGAGUUGAUGGAGGGUCAUGAGCAGGGUGUCGUUGAGCCGGGUCCUGAGUUGAAUCCCGAGGCCUUGCAGAAGGCUAGGAAAGAUGGCGGUGCGCCGGUGGCGGAGGGUAGCCUAGAGGAUGGCAGUAAUUGA
This is a messenger RNA of Recurvomyces mirabilis, 1794 nucleotides long. It is a transcript of the gene MgPP2CL-1, whose product is annotated as mgpp2cl-1, protein phosphatase 2C-like protein 1. Gene Ontology annotation, molecular function: cation binding; protein serine/threonine phosphatase activity. The record is from RefSeq and is a predicted model, not a curated record. NCBI's taxonomy places the organism in Eukaryota, Fungi, Ascomycota, Dothideomycetes, Mycosphaerellales, Teratosphaeriaceae. Gene Ontology annotation, biological process: protein dephosphorylation. Bases 1 to 1794 code for a protein of 597 amino acids. The transcript has 2 exons.